Messenger RNA from Peronospora matthiolae, 234 nucleotides. The record is from the annotation of a GenBank genome assembly. NCBI's taxonomy places the organism in Eukaryota, Oomycota, Peronosporomycetes, Peronosporales, Peronosporaceae.
AUGAGUCGAGCAGCACUGUUGUCCAUUUUCACAGACACUCGUUACGCGGUUUACAUACUGAACGUGAUGAAAGGCAGUGAGCUGCUAAUAAUAUGCACGAAUGAGACCAACGACCCCAUGGAUCCGUCGACAGAGAUCUUGAAGCAUCGUUACAUUAUCGAGUGCGACGAUGUCUCGACCGUACCUUGCGACUACGACAAGCGAAUUGGGCAAACGGAUCGUAUGCUGCAGUGA